Diaporthe amygdali is the source of this 4356-nucleotide messenger RNA. RefSeq lists its product as uncharacterized. Gene Ontology annotation, biological process: intracellular protein transport; post-Golgi vesicle-mediated transport; endocytic recycling. Gene Ontology annotation, molecular function: ATP binding; ATP hydrolysis activity; magnesium ion binding. The transcript is spliced from 2 exons. The record is from RefSeq and is a predicted model, not a curated record. The coding region runs from base 1 to 4356 and encodes 1451 amino acids. Gene Ontology annotation, cellular component: plasma membrane. NCBI's taxonomy places the organism in Eukaryota, Fungi, Ascomycota, Sordariomycetes, Diaporthales, Diaporthaceae.
AUGAGAGUCCUCAAUGGCGGCGCUGGUGCAACUGAUGCUCGCAGCACCAGCGAGAAGGACCUGAGUCAACGGCCCCGGCCCUCACACCACUCCGCCCGGGCACCAGACCCAGCUGCACAACGACCUCAGAGGCAGCUCUUGCCCUCGCACCAGGUCAAGUCCUUCAUCCGCCGGUGCUACCAUAGCCUCGUUGUUGAGACCAUCCUCCGCCAGAAACCCCUCGCCCCGUCCGCCAACGGCCGCCAGAUCCCGCUUGAUCCGGCCCGGUCGUCUCACCUUGUCGAUGAGCGUCGUGGCCAUGCUUUCCUCUCAAACGCCAUUCGCACAUCUCGCUACAGUGUCUUCAACUUCUUCCCCAAGCAGCUUUUCUUCCAGUUCAGCCGCCUGGGCAACUUCUAUUUUCUCUGCGUGGGAAUCCCUCAGACCAUCCCGGGCAUUAGUACUACCGGAAACGUGACCACCAUCUUACCUCUUCUCUUUUUCGUACUGCUCACCAUCGCCAAAGAGGGAUACGAUGAUUAUAAGAGGCACCGACUGGAUAAUGUCGAGAAUGCUCAGCCCGUCACUGCCCUGCGACGCGCAGCUGAGAAUUCGGCGACGGACACGCCAGGCGGCCGGCCGUGGCUACGGACGGCUUCUUGGCUCAGGCGACUACACGCCAAGCAGCCUGACGGCCCUGCUUCCAGCACCUCUGAAGUAGUCGACGGCUUUCAGUGGACAAGGACCCAAUGGAGUCAUCUGAGGGUCGGCGACGUCGUCAAGCUAUCUAGGGAUGACGAGGUCCCUGCAGAUAUCGUCCUCCUCCACGCCGACGGUGAGAAUGGGUUGGCAUAUGUUGAGACCAUGGCCUUGGACGGCGAAACCAAUCUCAAAAGCAAGCAAGUCUUGCCCGAGUUCGAACGCUGCGACACGAUCCGAGGUAUCCUGGAAUGCCAAGCCGAGUUCAUCACUGAGGACCCCAAUGCCGAUCUUUACAACUUCAACGGCAGGGUCGCCAUCAACGGAAAGACGGUCCCCCUCACGCUGAGCGAGGUUGUUUACCGUGGAAGCGUUCUUCGGAACACUCCAUGUGCUGUUGGCCUGGUGGUUAACACGGGCGAGGAGUCUAAAAUACGCAUGAAUGCGAAUCGGCAUCCCAAGGCAAAAAAGCCCGCGCUCGAGGCAGUCUACAACCGGGUGGUCCUUAGCUUGGUCUUCUACGUCAUCUGUCUGACAAUGGGCUGCUCUAUUGGCUAUUUGCUAUGGCAGAGGCGCAGCGAGAAGUCUGCUUGGUACGUCAAUGGACAACGGGUGGCGGCUGAAGAAAUCAUUAUUGGAUAUGCAAUAAUGUUUAACAACGUAAUUCCGCUGGCACUGUACGUGAGCUUGGAAAUUGUCAAGAUUGGGCAGAUGCUGAUGCUCAACGGCGAUAUUGGCAUGUACGACGCCGUGUCGGAUACACCAGCAAGAUGUAACACAAACACGAUAUUGGAGAAUUUGGGCCAGGUCGGGUACAUCUUCUCGGACAAAACUGGAACCUUGACCGAGAACAUCAUGAAGUUCAGGAAAAUGACGAUCGCUGGGACAGCCUGGCUGCAUGAGAUGGACCUCAGCGCAGAGCGGGCUGUCGACACCAAUGCCAGCGAUAACUGGGAGACGAAGCCUAUUAAAGCUCAAUCUCUGGCCAUCGGGCACGAUAUCUCUCAGAUUGUGGUCGAGCCAGAUAAAGUUGAGGAAUUAACUGCGACUCAAACAACAAGUUGCCGGUCAGAGUCUCAAUCGCAGUCGGCCCGCCCACAACUUCCACACUCGGAUUUCACAACAGAAGAGCUGCUCGAUUUCAUUCGCGCCAGACCAAAUUCCGCGUUUGCCAGAAAAGCUACGCAGUAUAUUCUUGCGAUGGCUCUUUGCCACACAUGUCUUCCUGAGCUGAAGAAUGGCGAGAUUGAGUACCAAGCCUCCUCGCCAGACGAGCUUGCUCUCGUUCAAGCGGCUCAGCAACUAGGAUUCACAGUUGUGCAGCGUUCCUCGCAACAGAUCACCUUAAGGGUAUCUAGUGGUGGAUCAGAGACUAUGCGAGUAUAUGAAAUACUCGAUGUGAUUGAGUUCAGCAGUAAACGGAAAAGGAUGUCCGUUGUCCUUCGAUGUCCUGAUGGGAGGAUAUGGCUGAUUUCGAAAGGCGCCGACUCGAUGAUUAUACCACGUCUGAAAACGGCCCAUAUUGCCUUACAAAAGGCGCAUGAGGUUCGACAAAGCGCAGAGAUGGAGCGUGCGUUGCAGAGGAAGAGCCUUCACCAAGAACCACGGAAUUCUUUUGGAGGCCGUCCGAGCUUGACCAUUCGUCGAAGUAUCGGAGUAAAUCGACAAGUCAACGCAGGCUCGUCCAGCCUGCGUCCGCCAAUAUAUGGCAGGAGCAAAUCAUUCGAGAUUAGUAAUGUGUAUAGAAGCUCUGUCGAUCGUUCCCGUCCAUCACUCAAUAGAGGGGUGUCUCUGGACGUCACAUCUUCUUUGGCACUCCACUCGCGAUCCGCCGCAGGUCGACAACAAGACAAAUUCGCUUUUCUGGACGACCCCUCCAUCAGCGACGAGGCGACUAUCUUCGCGCGCUCCUUUAAGCUACUCGACGAUUUCGCAACAGAGGGCUUGCGAACCCUCCUCUACGCACAUAAAUACAUUACUGAAGCAGACUACAAAGCUUGGAAAGAUGUAUUUCAUGCGGCGGAGACAAGCCUGGUCGACAGACAGAACCGCAUUGAGGAAGCGGGUGAUCUCAUCGAGCAGAAUAUGGACCUUGUUGGCGCGUCUGCUAUUGAAGACAAGCUUCAAAAAGGCGUCCCCGAGACGAUUGACAAACUUCGUCGGGCUAAUAUCAAGAUCUGGAUGUUGACUGGUGACAAACGUGAAACUGCCAUCAACAUCGCACACUCGGCGCGGAUAUGUCUCCCAGAAUCCGAGGUCUACGUACUCGACGCAACACAAGGCGAUCUCAAGGCACAGAUGCUGAAUAUAAUGGACGACCUAGGAAUUUCUGACGGGAUUUCUACAACCGCAUCGCGCGAUCAUACCGUUGUCGUAAUUGAUGGGCACACGCUCGGCUGUAUUGAGACACCGACCGAUCCAAGCGACACACAGCUGAAAGAUCUUCUCUUCGCCAUGAUUCCACACAUUGACAGUGUCAUUUGCUGCCGAGCCUCUCCGGCUCAGAAAGCCUUCAUCGUGCGGGCGACUCGCAAGACUAUCUCUUCCAAACGCCCUGUCACGUCCCCAACUCUGACCCUCGCCAUCGGCGACGGCGCCAACGACCUCGCGAUGAUCGCCGAAGCACACGUCGGUAUUGGUGUCUCAGGCCACGAAGGGCUUCAGGCUGCGCGGGUAGCAGACUACUCUAUCGCUCAGUUCCGGUUCCUUCAACGCCUCCUUCUUGUUCAUGGUAGAUGGAACUACGUCCGCACGGCCAAGUUCGUGCUGUGGACUUUCUGGAAAGAGAUGUUCUUCUACAUGCCGCAAGAAAUUUUCACACGGUUUACUGGGUAUACGGGCACGUCUCUCUAUGAGAGCUGGAGCUUGACCGUGCUGAAUGUGCUCUUCACUAGUCUAGCCACAAUUGUGCCCGGAGUUUGGGAGCAGGACUUGAGCCAAGAGACUUUGCUUGCCGUGCCGGAGCUUUACGUAUAUGGACAACGUAGAGAGGCACUCAAUCUGUCGCGCUACCUCGGAUGGAUGAUUGGUGCAGCAGUUGAGGGUGUUUUAACGUUCUUUGGUUGCUGGGCCGGCUAUGGCUAUUUUGGCCAGACCGGAGGGCUGAGAGAUCAGGGACUAUUUGCGUUGGGCGAUUUAGUUUUCACGGUAUGCAUCGUGUGGACGAACUGGAAGUUGUUGAUCAUCGAGACACAUUUCAAAUCCUAUGUCGUUCUAAGCGCCUUCCUUAUUACUGUCGGCGGUUGGUGGAUCUGGCAAGCGUUCCUUGCUGGAGUUUACGCUCAACAGCCCUCGCCUUAUAAUGUCCGUAAUGGCUUUUUCGGUACAUUUGGGAAGGAUCCUGGAUGGUGGGUCACACUUGUGCUUGUACUGAUUGUCCUCUUUGUCCUGGAAUUGGGCUUCAAGAUGGCGAAACGUACGCUUACCAUCAUGGGGCUGUGGAAGUGGGGACGAGGCUGGUGGAAGAGGCUUAAGACUUGGAAGAAAGUCCGCAAGGAAGAUUGGAUGGAGAGUCAUUUAGAGAACUGGGACCUAGGCCUAUGGCAGGAAAUGGAGAAGGACCCUCUGGUAACGAAGAGGUUGAGAAGCAUGCUGCAGGCUGAGGAGAGCGGCGAGGGAGCUAUCGAUACUGAUCAGGGAGUGGAAGAGCUUGUGUUAGAGGAAGAACGCCGUGCAUGA